Pseudomassariella vexata is the source of this 558-nucleotide messenger RNA. RefSeq lists its product as uncharacterized. The transcript has 2 exons. Lineage: Eukaryota; Fungi; Ascomycota; Sordariomycetes; Amphisphaeriales; Pseudomassariaceae. Gene Ontology annotation, molecular function: structural constituent of ribosome. Gene Ontology annotation, cellular component: mitochondrion; ribosome. The record is from RefSeq and is a predicted model, not a curated record. Gene Ontology annotation, biological process: translation. The coding region runs from base 1 to 558 and encodes 185 amino acids.
AUGAAUACUACAGCUGCCAAGGUGGCCACGACAGCGGCCAACCAAGCUGCUCAGGCCACCAAAUAUGUGCCCAUCGCUGGACGCGAACUCAAGCAUUGGCAGACAGGCGUGGUGGUGUCGGCAGGCUUGAUGGACCGGACGGUGAAGGUGCGGCUCUGGGGCAAGCGGUGGGAGAAAAAAGUGUCCAAGUAUUUCAAAGUCCCCUCCUACCACCUCGUCCACGACCCCAACAACAGUGUUCGCAAAGGCGACGUAAUCGCCUGCUCCUCGGGCUGGAAGACGUCCAAGAUGAAGCGCUUCAUCGUGCGGCAUAUCGUCGCUCCAUGGGGCCCGGGUAUCCACGAACGACCCCCUGUUCCUGACGAAGACGAGCUGAUAGUAGCGGAACAAGCGCGGCGGGCUAAGAUGGAGGACAAAAAGGCGGCCAAGGCCAAGGAGGCACGGAGAUUGGCAGUGGAGGCGAAGCAGGCCAAGUUGGCCAAGAAGGCGGAGCGGGAGGCGUUUAUGAAUAAGAAUAAGGAACCGCAAGUACAGACGAGUAUCGAUGAUGUGGAUUGA